AUGCCCGCGCCCACGCGCUUCACCCGCGCGCCCCGACGUGCGCACCCCGGCUCCCGGCCCGCCGAACGCGGCGCACGAGUCGCGCGCCGCGCGGUCGAGGAGCCCAAGACGCGCGGAGGAGACUCGGCGCCCGGCAGAAUCUACCGCGGCGCGCUGUUUCCCGGCGUGGAGGUGCCCGAGGCGGGCGCGGACGUCUGGCGCGGCAUCAGCCGCGUGUUCCCAUGGGGCAACGGCGCGCCCGUCACCGAGGGCGUGUUGGGCGAUCUCCUCAAGGAAGAGGUCCGCGCCGCGCCCCUCUUCGUCCCGCUUUACGACUACUACCGCCAGUACGGCGGCGUGUACAAUCUCGGCGCGGGGCCCAAGUGGUUCGUCGUGGUGUCCGACCCCGUCGUCGUGCGCCACAUGUUCAAGGACAACGCGGACGCCUUCUCGAAGGGCAUCCUGACCGACAUCAUGGAGCCCAUCAUGGGCGACGGACUCAUCCCCGCCCCAAAGGAGAUCUGGGCCAAGCGAAGGCCCACGGUGGGUGCCGGUUUCCACGGCGCGUGGCUCAAGCACAUGACGAACUUGUUCGGCGCAUCCGCGACGAACCUGGCGGACAAGCUCGAACGAGAGUGGUGCGACAAAGACGUCGCCGUGAACCUCGAGGACGAACUCUACGCCAUGGCGCUGGACGUCAUCGGCAAGGCGGUGUUCAACUACGAGUUCGGCGCCCUACGCGAGGAGACGCCCCUCAUCAAAGCCGUCUACCGCGUGCUCCGAGAGUCGGAACAUCGGAGCACGUUUCCGUUGCAGUACUGGAACAUCCCGGGCGCCAUGGACGUAGUCCCGCGUCAGAAGCAGUUUAAAGAGGACAUCGCGGCGAUCAACGCGGAGCUCUCUAAACUCAUCGCCGACGCGCUCGCCGAUCGCAACGAGACGGACUUGGCGGAGAUGGAGUCGAGGGACUACGCUAAUGUGGAAGAUGCCUCGCUGUUGCGCUUCCUCGUGGACGUAAGGGGCGAGACGGUUUCUUCCACGCAGCUCAGGGACGACCUGAUGACGAUGCUCAUCGCGGGACACGAGACCACCGCGGCGGUGCUGACGUGGACGAUGUACCUCCUCGCCACGCACCCGGAGGAGGCGGAGUUGGCGAGGGCGGAGGUGGACGCGAUCGUGGCCGAUCCAAGCGGGGUACCCACCGUGGAGGAAAUUCGCAAGCUGGAACGGACUCGGCUGUGUUUGGCGGAGGGCAUGAGGAUGUACCCGGCGCCGCCCAUCUUGAUCCGACGCGCGCUGGAGGACGUGACGCUCCCGGCGGGCGGGAUGGGCCGGGAAAUCACGCUGAAGAAGGGCACCGACUGUUUCGUCGCGGUGUGGAACCUGCACCGGUCGCCGGACCUGUGGGAUCGACCGGACGUGUUCGACCCUGCACGGUUCAAGCGCGAGUUUAAGAACCCCAAGAUCGAGGGAUGGAACGGUCUCUCGCCCGAGCUCGUCACCGGUCUGUACCCCAACGAGCAGAGCACGGAUUUCGCGUACGUGCCCUUCGGCGGCGGCCAAAGGCGGUGCGCCGGGGACAUGUUCGCGAUGAUGGAGGCGACGGUUGCUCUGAGCGUGCUUUUGAAAAGGUUUGAGUUUGAGCUCGGGUGCGAUGAAAGCGAGGUGGAGAUGAUCACGGGCGCGACGAUUCACACCAAGGCUGGCAUGCCCGUGAAGCUCAGGAGCAGGUCCGCGAAGUAG
Molecule: messenger RNA, 1722 nt
Organism: Micromonas commoda
Lineage: Eukaryota; Viridiplantae; Chlorophyta; Mamiellophyceae; Mamiellales; Mamiellaceae
Exons: 1
Coding region: 1-1722 (573 amino acids)
Molecular function (GO): iron ion binding; monooxygenase activity; heme binding
Source: RefSeq, a predicted model, not a curated record